This is a messenger RNA of Fraxinus pennsylvanica, 435 nucleotides long. The record is from the annotation of a GenBank genome assembly. NCBI's taxonomy places the organism in Eukaryota, Viridiplantae, Streptophyta, Magnoliopsida, Lamiales, Oleaceae.
AUGGCGACUGCUAAAACUGUGAAGGACGUCUCACCCCAUGAAUUUGUCAAGGCCUAUGCCGGACACCUCAAGCGUUCUGGCAAGAUGGAGCUUCCCGAGUGGACCGAUAUUGUGAAAACUGGAGUACUCAAAGAACUUGCUCCAUAUGAUCCUGACUGGUACUUUAUUAGAUCAGCUUCUGUGGCUAGGAAAAUAUAUUUAAGGGGAGGCCUUGGUGUCGGUGCCUUCCAGAGAAUUUAUGGUGGGAGUAAGAGGAAUGGAAGUCGUCCACCCCAUUUUGGAAAAAGCAGUGGGUCCGUUGCGCGCCACAUUCUUCAACAGUUGCAAAACAUGAACAUCAUCGAUAUGGAUCCAAGGGGUGGAAGAAGAAUCACAUCCAGUGGGCGACGGGAUCUUGACCAAGUUGCUGGAAGGAUUACUGUUGUUGCACCUUGA